Messenger RNA from Anopheles marshallii, 444 nucleotides. RefSeq lists its product as uncharacterized. The transcript is spliced from 3 exons. The coding region runs from base 1 to 444 and encodes 147 amino acids. Gene Ontology annotation, cellular component: extracellular region. The record is from RefSeq and is a predicted model, not a curated record. NCBI's taxonomy places the organism in Eukaryota, Metazoa, Arthropoda, Insecta, Diptera, Culicidae.
AUGAGUUUUACCACAUUUCAAAAAGAAGUUCUCGAACGCCACAAUGAGCUGCGUGCCAAGCAUUCAGCCCAACCUUUGCAGCUCGAUGCUGGUCUGUGCGAAUUCGCUCAACAAUGGGCUGAUAACCUAGUCCGCCGAAAUGUCUUGGAACAUCGCAGCAAUAACAAGUACGGAGAAAAUCUUUACGCUGCUUUUGGAAAAAGCCAAGUCUCGGGUGCCGAUGCAGUGGACUCCUGGUACGACGAAAUCAAAUGCUAUACAUUUGGGGUUCCGAACCCAUCAAACUUUUCACAGGUGGGCCAUUUCACCCAGGUGGUGUGGAAGAAUUCGCGCAAUCUAGGUGUAGGUAUUGCUGUACAAGGAACUAAAGUUUACGUCGUUUGCAACUACGACCCUCCAGGCAACUAUGGAGGUCAAUAUCCUGCCAAUGUGACUAGAUCGUGA